AGAAAAACGGAAGUGACGUAUCUUUGGAGCCAAAAUGGCGUGGAUAUUAUAACCUAUAUGCGUUUGUGACGUGUAGAUGAACUGGUUAGAAAACGUCGAAAAUGCCCGGUUGCUGUAUUGAGAAUUGCAAAAACCGCAGCGAAAAAGGCUUCCGUUUAUUUCGCGUGCCAACAGGAGAUAGACGUAAAGAAUGGCUUCAAUUAAUUGGUAAAGAAACAUUGCCGGAAAGAGCUGUAAUUUGUGAGGUCCAUUUCGACAAUAAUCAAUUUGAAAAUAAUCGUCAAGAUGGAAGAAAGCUGCUUCGUCCAUUUUCAAAACCCAAUUUGUUACUGAAACACACAGCAGAAGAUAAAGAUAAUAAAGAUGAAGAGGAAAAUAAUUCUAGGAAUUCGGAAUUUUCCAGUCAAAAUAUGGAAUUUCGUAGAAACGUUCAAACCUGAAGAAAAACAUGC
Mycetomoellerius zeteki is the source of this 452-nucleotide messenger RNA. Its product is annotated as THAP domain-containing protein 4. Gene Ontology annotation, molecular function: sequence-specific DNA binding. Bases 102 to 440 code for a protein of 112 amino acids. The transcript is spliced from 3 exons. NCBI's taxonomy places the organism in Eukaryota, Metazoa, Arthropoda, Insecta, Hymenoptera, Formicidae. The record is from RefSeq and is a predicted model, not a curated record.